Molecule: messenger RNA, 2437 nt
Organism: Paramuricea clavata
Lineage: Eukaryota; Metazoa; Cnidaria; Anthozoa; Malacalcyonacea; Plexauridae
Source: the annotation of a GenBank genome assembly
GUGUAAACAAAUUUUUAAAAAAUUUAAUCGUGCUGAAUAUCGUACAGGUUGUCACUACUGUUUUAUCGUACUAUCUUUUAUACGGGUAUUUAUUGAAUAAUCUCUGUUUUUAAACCAUGGCAUAUAAAGACAAAGUAACAGGGGAGAACGUUUCAAAGUGUUUAUGUGUUAUACUUCUUGUACUGCAAAGCUGUAUACUGGAUUAUUAUUUGGUCGAAAACCAUUCCUUAGCUUGGAUUGGAUUUUCACUUGUUGAUCUCGUCAUCAUUAUUCUAUGGAUUGCAGCUUUAUACAUUGCUUCUAAACAGUGCCGAAAACAAACUCACGAAGUGAGAAAAGCAAUACGCACAAGCCCGGACGAGUUACGAGUCGCCUAUGUCGCAUGGCUGGUUUAUGCUGUGGGAUACGCCAUUCAAAUAUCAUUUAUAUUCAAAACGUUUGCACAUAAGUUGGACAAUGCUCAGACUACAACGAUAUUUGGGCAAAAUAUGCUGAAGUUAUCACUGACUAUAACACCAAUGUUGUUUUUAUUAUUAGUGCAUGCCCAUCAUGACGCGGUUCCAAAUACAUCUCGUAAGUAUUAUAUUGAAAAGCUGACAGGAUCAGUGACCAUUGACCUGAUGGAUAGUAUUGAGAUCUUGGAAAUAUUAUUCACAGAUGUAGCUGAAAACAAUCUCCCCACAAGCUUUGAAAAUACUAUUAUAGCAUUUGCAUGCAUCAAUGUGUUCUUGCCGACCCUUGCACUGCAUGCAUUAAAACAGAAAAAAGUAUGGCAUGGACAAGGUGGUUUAUUUCCAUCUAAAGUUUUAUACCACCUUUGCUAUAUUUUUCUUGUCAAUGUGCCCUUAUUUAUUAUACGCAUACUGCUUUGGGUUUGCUAUGAACAAGAUGUAUCUGUAUUUCUUGCCAAAAACUUUAUUCUGAUUGUGAUGAAUUCCUGGGAUAUUGUUGAGCAUUAUUUUCAUCACAAGAGACCAAGUUGUAGUGCUUCAUCCAACGACAAUGUUGCUCUGGAGGACGAACCAAGUGGAAAAGAUGAGACAGCAGUAAAUGCCCAUGACUCAGGUGAAAAUAUAAAGAUUGAGAUAUCUAGUUUGAAUGGGAAUGAAGAUGUGCAUUUGGGUAUGGGUUAUGUUUAAGUGUUUUUGGGAAUUUGGAUAUAUUAUAGAUUAUAUUCAACUUAUGUAUGUUAGAGAUAAAUACAGAGAACAAGGGAUGUAUGCUACAGUAUAUAUACACAUGUCUGAGGGACUGAAGGCGGGUGACAUUCAAAAGUGGUCUGGGGGCAUCCCCCCCGGAAAAAUUUUAAAACUAGAGUCUCUGAAACUGCCAUUUCCUGCACUUUAGAUGGAGAUUUACAGAGUUCUAAAGGUAACAAAAUGUCAUAAAAUAUCUCAAAUUGUUUUGUCUACAUGCGUAACUGAAAUAAUAUCAAUUAACUUUGUGGUUAAUUAUUGACCAUUGUUAAAAAGUGAGGGGAGCCCAAAGACAUUUAGGCCCCCCAACUAAAAAAGUGCCCCCCCCCCCUCCCCCGCUUCCGACGCCCCUGCCUCUAAAUAUACAAUCUCGUACCCAGAGCAAUGACUGUGCGCGGGCUAGGAUGGCAUUGGCUCUGGGGAAAUUGAAUUUUUCCUUUGCUGUUAUUUGUUUUAACGUUUAUCAAUCGUGCAUGCCGACAAAGAACCGGAACCCCUAAAUUUAGGGGUUCCGGUUGUCAAUUUCCCCAGAGCCAAUGCCAUCCUAGCCCGCGCACAGGCAUUGCUCUUGGUACGAGAUUGCCAACUAUACGCCUCCAUGAGUCCAUGUAAUGCCGGUUUUCCACUUGCGAAAUUUUUCGCGCGAAGCGAAUUUUUCAUUUGUCCUUGGUCUCUCAACUGGAACCAUCUGGAACUAAUUGGAUAAAGACAAAAGAAAAAUUCGCUUCGCGCGAAAAAAUUCGCAAGUGGAAAACCGGCUUUAAGCCUUCCAUGUGAGGCUUAAGCCUGGCGCACACUGAAGCUAUCAGCUGAGCUGAGCGUCACUCGUGACUGUUGGCGUAAGCAAGUUCCCCCAGUGUGUGGUGGCGUUUUGAGCGAUUUCAGCCACGCCUGCCAUUGGCACCGAAUAUUCAACAUGUUGAAUAUAUUUUUUUCUAUCACGAAUGAACAUUUCCUCCAAGCGUGCGCGCUCGAAAAGCUAUCACCUUUCAUUGUAGAUCGAAUAACUAUAAGCAUGCGUAAUAAAACAUAACACAAAAGGACCCAAAAGGAAAAUAAUUAAUGAGGAAUGUAAUACUUGAAUAGCGAGCAAAUGUUUGUUGUAAAUGAAGCUGCGGUUUUGCCAAACCCGAAGAAAGCCACAAAGUUUUGUUUAGCAGUGUCUUGAGAGUUGAUGUAUUCUUUAUUAAAAUUAAGCUAUUUCUAAUGACUAAUGAACAAUAUUAUACUAAGUCUAAAAG